UGAGAGGUCCUCUCGACUCCUCGGGCACAUAUGGGCCGGCGAGAAACCAUCUUCAGGCUCGCCAAGGGCUUCCGCGGCCGCUCGAAGAACUGCUGGUCGCUCGCGCUGCGCCGCGUGCAAAAGGGCCUGCAGUACGCGUACGCGCACCGCCGGCUCAAGAAGCGCGAGGCGCGCGCCGUGCAGAUCCAGCAGAUCAACGCGGGAGCGCGCGAGUACGGCAUCUCGUACUCGCGACUGAUUCGCGGCCUGUACCUUGCCGACAUCGGGCUGAACCGAAAGAUGCUCUCGGUGCUCGCGCGGCAGGAACCCUACUCGUUCCGGGCGAUCGUGGAGGAGGCGAAGAAGGGGCUGCGCGUCAGCGUCCUUGGCGUGGAACAGGUCGACGCCGGCAGCGGUGCGCAGCGAGGCGCGGACAGCUGACGCCAAACCGGGAUGGUGGUGCAUAUCUCGAGGCAUGACUAGUGCACAGUGUGUGCCGUGCGGCGCAAGCACGGAGGGGUGGACAGCGUGCCGCGGCCCCGCUCUUGGGGGCCUUUGGCGUCUUUGAGACGCAUACUGUGUCACGGUCUCCUGGGUCCUGACCACUCUUCCACCACUCCGCCGCCCGAAAAUCAUGUCGUUCGUGCGAGCUGCGACGUGCGGGACCGUCGCGCGACCGCGAGCCGCGAGGCGCGUCGGCUUGUGGGAAGCAGUAGUGACCAGUACCAGUGUCCGUGUUGGCGUCCGCCGAGU
Molecule: messenger RNA, 732 nt
Organism: Emiliania huxleyi CCMP1516
Lineage: Eukaryota; Haptophyta; Isochrysidales; Noelaerhabdaceae
Product: 50S ribosomal protein L20
Exons: 2
Coding region: 31-420 (129 amino acids)
Biological process (GO): ribosomal large subunit assembly; translation
Cellular component (GO): ribosome
Molecular function (GO): rRNA binding; structural constituent of ribosome
Source: RefSeq, a predicted model, not a curated record